Molecule: messenger RNA, 675 nt
Organism: Haemonchus placei
Lineage: Eukaryota; Metazoa; Nematoda; Chromadorea; Rhabditida; Trichostrongylidae
Source: the annotation of a GenBank genome assembly
AUGCUUGCUUAUGUGACGAAAUUUUGGUGGCAUUUGAUUGUACUAGCUCUAGCCGUGUACGUCGGCAUCAAAUACGUAGGCAUUACGCAAACAAAGACUGCAGGGUCAAACUUGGAGGGAAGGAAAACUAAAGAUGUAAAGGAGUUUAUUCUCAAGGAGAAGCGACGACUACUGGAAACGUAUUGCGAAGAAUCAUCAAGUUUAUGCUAUACUGUAGAGGACCAUCCAAUACUGGAGAAUAACGAACUGGUUGUAAAGCGCCUCUUACUCUACAAGGAUUCUGAUCUGUUCUUUGUUUCCACAGUUGAAUUGGAAACACCUAAAGUGCUUACCUGGGACAAUUUCAAUUCUCGUCAAUGGCCUGUUAAUAAGCUGGUAAUUCACAAUGUCUACACGAGACUCAUGAUUGCCAUGGGUUUCGUUAUGGAGGCACUUGAGUUUGAUUCACUGGAAUGGCAAAAUACUCUCAUGAUUGGUCUAGGAGGCGGAACACAGAACAAUUUCCUCUCAGCGGUGGAUUUCAUAAUGGUUAACCUUACAACAGUAGAACUGAAUCCACUCAUGGCCACUAUGGCAGCGGACUGGUUUGGAUUAGAGGAAUCUCGAACAAACAACGUACUCGUUGAAGAUGGAGUAGAUUUCCUCUCUGGAGCUGCUCAACGAGGUUCCUUUUGA